Messenger RNA from Rhizoctonia solani, 717 nucleotides. Its product is annotated as peptidyl-Lys metalloendopeptidase. The transcript has 8 exons. NCBI's taxonomy places the organism in Eukaryota, Fungi, Basidiomycota, Agaricomycetes, Cantharellales, Ceratobasidiaceae. Gene Ontology annotation, molecular function: metalloendopeptidase activity. The record is from RefSeq and is a predicted model, not a curated record. The coding region runs from base 1 to 717 and encodes 238 amino acids.
AUGCUCCUCAUCCCUCAGAAUGCUCGCUACUAUUACCUUCACCUUGUCCACCGCAUCAUUGCACAAUUUCAUGUCAAUGCAACUCUAUCCAACACCGGGUCUGAGACUCUCCGCUUGCUACGCGACCCCCGUUCUCCUCUAUCAACAUGGGCAACUGAGACCUUUGGGGUCAUAAACAGCAAGGGCUGGUCGUCCGAUUCAUUCGUUGAGCUCAACCCGGGCGAAUCGGUUACUGUCAAACACGAUCUCGCCGGUGUAUACAACUUGACUCUGACCGGUACUGGUACAUACACUGUCGAUGCUGCCAACCUCUUCCCCAAGGUCAAGAUUCAGGGCAAGCUUGUGUCUUUUAAAAAUGCUGCUGCUACCCCGGUCGUGUCACUUUUGAGCGAGUAUACAGAAUAUUCUGGCUGUACGGCUAAUCAACAGGGUGAAAUUGCGGGUGCCAUUGAAUCCGCACGGGGAUAUGCUACCAGUUCUUACGAUCACUUGAGGUCAAACCCCUAUGGUUCUAGCGUUACACUCGUUGGUUUGGGAGGUUCUCAUACAAUACGAUCAUUCAUGAAGGGACCCAUUUCCCCCCAGUUAUUGGGUAGUACCAGUGAUUACGCCUACGGGCAGUCAAACUGCUUGGCCCUCGCCAGGUCUAACCCAACCAAUGCUGUCUACAAUGCAGACAACCAUGCAUUCUUCUCGGUUGACACAGAAAUACGCUAA